This is a messenger RNA of Mercenaria mercenaria, 3248 nucleotides long. RefSeq lists its product as uncharacterized. Gene Ontology annotation, molecular function: zinc ion binding; ubiquitin-protein transferase activity. Lineage: Eukaryota; Metazoa; Mollusca; Bivalvia; Venerida; Veneridae. The coding region runs from base 115 to 1788 and encodes 557 amino acids. The transcript has 3 exons. Gene Ontology annotation, biological process: positive regulation of DNA-templated transcription. The record is from RefSeq and is a predicted model, not a curated record. Gene Ontology annotation, cellular component: nucleoplasm; chromatin.
CACCCGUAUAGACAUAUUGUAGCCUAAAAGCCGCGUAGCAGUUUCGUGGAUGUGGGCGUACGGGCGACUUAGAGGUCGUAAUUAUGUAGAUUACAAAUUGACGAACGAUAAGUUAUGGCUGAGGGAGGUGACCAACUAUCUAUACAGGAUGGUUCCGAUGCCUAUAUUGCAUUUACAUGUACACCGUGUAGUGAAGAGGGAACCAGCGAAGAGGCCUUCAAAUAUUGUCCGGAAUGUGACGAAUAUCUUUGCACAACUUGCACGAAAUACCACCGUAAGAUGAAAACAACACGUGACCACAAGCUUGUUGACAGAGAAGAAGGAAAAGACAAGUCAAAGGUCACUACGGUAACAACGAAAAUAAAAUGUCGACAGCAUCCGGACAGAGAAAUAGAAAUGUAUUGUGGUGCACAUGAUAUGGUCUACUGUUUGAUGUGUAUCGCCACAGAACACAGGACAUGUAGAGAUGUGACUAGUCUAACAGAUGCUGCAGUCUCGGACUUUCAGCAAAAUGAAAUUGAUCGUCUGCAAGAAGAAUCCAAGUCUAUUAAUGAGCUUCUACUAAACGUGGAGAAAACGAAACAAGAGAAUGUCGUAUUACUUAAAGAGAAAAGAAAACAAAUUCAGAGAAGAGUUCAAGAAAUAGAAGAUAAUCUUAUAGAGCACAUCAAAACCCUUUCAGAGCAAGCAAAUGCUGCCCUCGAGGAAACAUAUUCUAAGGUCAAGGACGAGCUAGAAUCAGAUAUUGCCGUGGUGAAUCGUAGAAGGUCAGAAGUGGAGAAGGUAAAUGAACAGCUUCAUUCAAAGACGGAAGUUAAUCAGGAACAACGGUUUGUAAAAGCCAAACUUUGUCAGCAGAUAAUAAAUGACGCAAAAAACUUACACGCAAAAAUUGAAUCGGGUGGUCAAGUAUCAGUUGAGUUCGAGGAAAGUUCAAAUGUAAAGGAACAGUUCUUGGAAGUCAAGAGUCUAGGAAAAAUAGAACAAUUUCGUAUAAGUAGAAAGAGAGAAAUACAACGCCAGAAAGAGGUGAAUGUUAAAAUGCAAAACGACCAGCAUACCUGUUGGAUAAUUGAUAUUUGCAAGCUUGAUAGCGGACGUUUCAUUUUGGCAGACGCUUUUAACAACAACGUAAAACUAAUGGAUACUGAUCAUAAUGUCACCGAUCACUUCAAUGUUCAAGGUCAACCGACUGGCAUUUGUAAAAUAAGUCAUAAAGAAGUAGCGGUAAAGUUGGAUACUAACAACAUAGAAUUGUUGUCAGUAGGUUCUCAUAUUUCUAAACUUAGAAAUAUUUCUAUUAAUCAAGGAGGUAACUACUGGGGUGUGACUUAUACAGCUGGAAAGUUUUGGGUAGGGACAUCAUCAGGUAUUGACGUGUACAAGAUAAAUGGGACAUUUGAAAAAUGCGUUGCAUUAGAUACAGUUGGUUUGGAAGGCAGAAUGAGACAAAUGGCUAGUUUUCAAAACUCCGUAGUUAUGGCUGAUCAGACUGAUGGCAUCGUCUUUUUGAAGAGCGACGGUACGAAGAAGGCGGAAUUUCGUGAUAGUAAUCUAAAGAGAACAACUGGUGUAUGCGUAUUGUCUGAUGGUACAGUGUACACUUGUGAUGACUUGUCCAAAAAGAUCGUCAUGUUCAACCGGAAUGGGAAAUGUCUCGGAAAACUGGUUCCCAAUGGCACCAGUGGGAAACGUCCAGAAUCGCUGUGCUACGAUGAUAAAAACAAUUGUAUAUUAAUUGGUUAUUACAGUCGCAAUACAGUUACUGUGCUUUAUUUAAGUGACUGAGAACUUGAAUGUGAACUCGUACUAAAGAUACAUAGAGUGAGAAGACAUGCAUGCACAGUAAGACAAACACAAUUUAUUUCAGUUUGAACGUUUCUUGCCUUUGCUUAUGAGUGCAAUACAGUGAUAUCGAACGUGACAUAUUGACCCCUAUUGGCCCCUAGCUGUAUUCGAACCUAUGUCAUACUGGUUAAGCGGCCCAUACCGUAUCCAAAAGAUCAACAUGAUCCAGGAAUGAUAUUAUGUUUAAUGCAGCCACUUUUACAUUCAAAUGACAUUGAUGUAUUACUAAUGCUUUUUCUUUAAUUAUCAUUUUUGUACAAAAUUAUGCAAUUGUUAAUUAAGUAUAGUUGACUUCCCUGGUAUUAAGGUAAUUAUACUGUGUUUGAAAACAGGUUUUGAGGUUUCCUAUACUCGUGUACUGUUUGCGAUUAGCGUAGGGACGGAAGAUGUACAAGAAUUACUGACAAUAGGCUAUCACAGUAACCCCGCCAUCUGCCCCCCUCACUAUAACGCUCUGUGAGAUAAGCUUUAACGAUAACAUCUUCGUCAAACAACAUGCAAAUUAUAUAAAAAUUAAAUUAAAAUGUGAAAUACAUUCAAAUGGUGUCAUUAACGCUUACAUUAUUGAAAGAUAUGAAUUACUGAAACUUUGACAUCAAAAGGCAAGAAUGUGUAAUAACUUACGUAUUCACAUGCUAGGGAAAUAUGUAAUAAAAGAACAUAUUCAUUUUACAACGACUGAGUUCAUUAUAGCCUGCAUGCUAGAUAAAUAGUAAUACAUAAUAUUCAUGCCAUUAAAUUCCAUCUGUUCAUACAACGAGUUUAAACCUUAAGCCCUGUUUACACAUUAAGCCCUGUUUACAUGCUUACGAACUGCACCGGCAAAAUGUGCACCCGCUCUAAUCUAAAAGUAAAUUUUUCGUCAUGAAGUAGCGCAGGGUGUGUUUUUAAGCCUAGGACGAAUAAGAAGAGUGCAGGCCAAUCAAACAGGUUAGACACUUAAAAUUGGCUGUAGAAAUAAGCUGAAUAACGAAAAGUGUACAAUAAAUAUCUUAUCAUGCUUUUUGUUUCAGUUCUAUGGUAAUAAUUUUGAACUCUAGCAUCACAUUCUAAAUAACUAUUUCUCCUCUACAUUUCUCUAUAGCAAGUCCAAUAAUAAAAUAUACUCUCAGUCUAUACACAAUCAUAUUGUUCUCCCUUGCUAAUGAAUUUUAUAAUCCAAAUAGCUAUCCCAACCAAAUACUGGUACCCGCCUUUAUAUAAGUCUAAAUUUUUCGUUAUAUGAACCAAAUCCUGGUACCCUCCUUUAUAUAAGUCUAAAUUUUUCGUCCUGUGAUCCAAAUCCUGGUACCCGCCAUUAUAUAAGUCUAAUAUUUCGUCCUGUGAACCAAAUUCUGGUACCCGCCUUUAUAGAAGUCUAAAUGUUUCGUCAUGUGAACCAAAUCCUGGUACCCGCCUUU